AACCAACCCACAAAUACAUUUCCAUACCCGUACUCUAUCCUUUGUCUAUCCACCGUAGCCAUGUCAAGAGGAACAGACCGUCUGAUAAAGAGUGCGAAGCAAUUCGCUGACUUACAAUACAAGCUCUUCACUGCUCGAUAUGGACAACAAUUGAUUGACAUUUUUGAGUUCCCCAUAAAACUUGUCUUGUCUCCUUUCACUCUCGCCUUUGACAUUGUGGGCUCUGCUCCUCGUGGGUUUGGUGCCCCUGAACUCAUCUCCAAGCUCUCCUAUGCUUCUAUCUUUGCUAUUGCUACUUUGGGGACCUAUGAUAUUGCCUUGGAGAUGGGAAAGAAAGUGAUAUGUCAAAGGAAUUGUAAGACUUGCAAUGGAUGGCAGGCAUUGCGAUGUAAUAUGUGCAAAGGAGCAGGGAAGGUUCAUUAUCAAGUUAAAAAUUAUACCUUGAGAAGUGGUGAGAAGGCUACAGCUGAAUGCAUUGCAGAUGCCAUUGCUGACAACCGGGCUGAGCUGGUGCACCUUCCCCCCUCCAUGGAUCUUAACAUGCCUUUGCCAUCUAAAGACUGUCCUUCUUGUGAUGGAACAGGUGUAAUGAGCUGCCCUGAAUGCAAAAACAAAUUACAAGUCAGGAUCUCUGCAGAUGAUAUAAUGGAGCCCCCAUGGCAAGCCUACAACGUCCUGAGAAAGAUGGAGUAUCCCUAUGAGCAUAUAGUUGAUAGCAUGAGAGACCCCAGCAUUGCUGCAUUUUGGUUGUUUUCCUUUCCUGAGAUUAUGGGUGGCUUCAACUAUGAUGGUGAUGUCAAACAGAGAAUUUGGUGGCAAUACAAGGAAUCAAUGAGGUAUGAUCAACUACGAGAUAUGGUAGCCAAGCGAAAUCCUGGUUGGGAGCACUUGCAGGAAGCUCUGAUCUCCAUAGAUCCUGUUCGUGCCAGGGAUGAUCCUGUUGUUGUGAAAAAUGUCCCAUACUACAAAGCCAAGAAGGCACUGGAGGCAGAGGUCAUGAAACUUGAUCCACCACCUCGGCCACAAAAUUGGGGUGGGCUGGACCUUCCACUAAAUGCAUCAUCAUGGAGCGAGGAGGAUCUUAAAAAACCAGAAAAGUUCUAUGAGAUGACUGUUCUUCUUAAUGCACAGAGAGAAAUUGCUGAUAAAAUUUUGGAUUCACAAUGGGAAACUAAAUGGCGUCAAGAAAAGUUGAAUGAUAUGUUGGAGGAGAAGGUGCGGCCAUACAUUCAAAACAUCAGCAAUGGUGCCCUUCCCCGUCCUAUCCUAAUACAAUCACAGAAGCAGGAUAAAAAGAGGAGGCAGCGAAGAUGGUGGUUUUUCUGAAGUUGUUUUAACCAUCAUUCCAAUGGAGGCAGUGCGGGUAUAAUUUGUGUUUCACAUUUUUCUCUUCCAAAAUUGUUCUUGUUUUUUCUUCAUAACCUACCUGAGUCUACUCUGCGAUUUUUUGUAGUGUCCUAUUUUAAGCUGUACCUUUAUCCUCUACCUCUUGUCUGAUAUUUUGUAGCUACAAUUUGUCUAUGUUUUUGUUCCCUUAGCCUUUGAUUAAAUGAAAUAUACUCAAUAUUUCAGCUGAAUGAUACUCAAUAUCUCAAUAUACUCUCUUAUUACACAAAGACUAAGGAAAAGUUGUUUCA
Molecule: messenger RNA, 1637 nt
Organism: Populus euphratica (Euphrates poplar)
Lineage: Eukaryota; Viridiplantae; Streptophyta; Magnoliopsida; Malpighiales; Salicaceae
Exons: 12
Coding region: 61-1326 (421 amino acids)
Cellular component (GO): chloroplast
Source: RefSeq, a predicted model, not a curated record